Messenger RNA from Episyrphus balteatus (marmalade hoverfly), 1933 nucleotides. It is a transcript of the gene U4-U6-60K, whose product is annotated as U4/U6 small nuclear ribonucleoprotein Prp4. Gene Ontology annotation, molecular function: U4 snRNA binding; protein binding; U6 snRNA binding. Gene Ontology annotation, biological process: mRNA splicing, via spliceosome. The coding region runs from base 138 to 1748 and encodes 536 amino acids. The record is from RefSeq and is a predicted model, not a curated record. Lineage: Eukaryota; Metazoa; Arthropoda; Insecta; Diptera; Syrphidae. The transcript has a single exon. Gene Ontology annotation, cellular component: U4/U6 x U5 tri-snRNP complex.
UUUUGACACAUAUUUCUAGUUUUGGAGCAAAAAAGUAAACUGAACGUUUCGAAAUCGUACAACUUGGUUUUAAUUUUUCCCAAAAUUUCAAUCAAAAUUCAUCAAAAAUCUACUUUUGAUCAAUUAAAAAUCAAACAAUGUCUGAUGACGAAGAUAUUACUUACGUUAAACGCUCAAAAACAAUUCACUAUGGUUCAUUAGAAGAAACCGAACGCAACCGGCAAGCUACACUCGAAGAUAUCGAAUCGGAUGAAGAUGCUUAUGAAUCCACAAAUAAUACUACAACAACUCCUUCAUCAGUUGUCCCACCAGCAACUGAACAACAACCAAAAAAACAACCACAACCUCCAACAUUACCACCACCAUCUUCAACUAAAUUAGAUGAUGAAUAUUAUGAUAUUGAAGCAGAAGUUUCCAAAGAUAAAUUGGCGCUUUUGGAAGAAUUCGAAAGAAAGCGUCGAGCGCGCCAAAUUAAUGUAAGUACCGAUGACGCUGAAAUCAAAAAGAAUUUGAGACAAUUAAAUGAGCCUAUUUGUUAUUUUGGCGAAGGUCCAGCCGAACGACGACGUCGAUUAAAAGAAUUAUUGGCAAGUUUAGGUGAAAAUGCUAUUAAACAAAAACAAACUGAAGAAGAAGAACGAAAACAAUUACAAAAAGAACAAGAAACAACGUGGUAUCAUGAAGGCCCAGAAUCAUUGAGAAUAGCUCGAUUCUGGAUUGCCGAUUAUUCUUUGCCACGUGCUAAACAGCGUUUGGAAAAAGCAAAGAGUAUUUUAGAGUUGCCAAGUGCAACAAGAGCCGGUAGAAUGGUUGAAUUGCAAAAAAGACUUCAGUCACUGGCUCCACUUUGCAGUCAAGUGGGUGACACUCGGCCAGUUAGUGGCUGUGCCUUUAGCGAAGACUCUAGCAUGAUGCUGACCUCGAGUUGGUCAGGAUUGUGUAAACUCUGGACAGUCCCAGAUUGUGAUCUAAAGCAGACCCUUCGUGGCCAUGCUAGCUACGUGGGCGGGGUUGCUUUUCGAUCUAAAGUGAGUGUGGAUGAUACAAAUGUCGUCUCGAUGGCUUCUUGUGGGCAUGAUGGAGCUGUGAAGCUGUGGUGCUUUGGUAGCGAAGAGUCUAUAGCUGACAUCACAGGACACAUGCCUCAUAGAGUCUCUAAAUUGGCAUUCCAUCCUUCGGGAAGAUUUCUAGCAACAGCUUGCUAUGAUUCUUCCUGGCGACUGUGGGAUUUAGAACAGCGAACUGAAGUCCUUCAUCAGGAAGGACAUGCUAAAGCUGUGCAUUGUGUAGCUUUUCAAACAGACGGGAGUGUAAUUGUCACAGGUGGCCUUGAUGCUUUUGGGCGGGUUUGGGACCUACGAACUGGUCGAUGUAUUAUGUUUUUGGAAGGUCAUUUAGGAUCGAUAUUCGGAGUAGACUUCUCUUCAAAUGGUUAUCAUAUUGCCACUGGAAGUCAAGAUAAUUCAUGUAAAAUUUGGGAUCUCCGGCGAAGACAACCGGUUUAUACAAUACCAGCUCAUACAAAUCUUAUAUCGGAUGUUAAAUAUGAACCAGAUGGUGGGAAUUUCUUAGUCACUAGCAGUUAUGAUUGUACGACUAAAAUUUGGUCAAAUAAAACAUGGCAACCACUUAAGACACUUUUAGGACAUGAUGGUAAAGUUGUUAGUGUUGAUAUAUCAGGGAAUUCACAAUAUAUUGCAACGACAUCAUUUGAUAGAACAUUUAAAUUAUGGACACCAGAAGGCUGACAUUGGAAGAUAUUUUUUAAUUUAUUAAUUUGUUUUAUUACAAAUUUUUGUACUUUUCUUCUCUGUUAUAAAAAGAGUUUUCUUUUUUUUGUUUGUUUAAAAAAAAUUUGACAAAUGUUGUUGAAUGUUGAAUUGAUAGGCAAAGUAAGGACCUCUUAUAUAUGAAAAAAUAAAUAAAUAAAUAA